AUGACGACCACUACGGAAAUGGCGACCACAACGGAAGAAAAGUCUAAAGAGAAGGAGGGAGAGAAGGGUUUGGGACGUAAAUCUCCGCAGAAGACCGAGGAAGGGGGGAGGGUGAGGAGAGAGCGAGUGGGCGGGGCUAAGAGGUGGAACCUCCCUAACACAGUAGGUACCGCAACCGUAACUGAAGAAGCCACGCCCACCGCUGUUGCUGCUUCAUCAGCCGAAGAUGCGAGCGAGGGACCGGUUGCCCAUAGCAACACGAGUGACCUCGAAAAGGCCAUAAGAGAAGCAGGAGCUAUGGAAGGGAUUAGGGUGUUGCUUGUGUUGAGCGUCGCGCUCUUGACCCGCAACUUUGCUCAGGGCGUCACCCCUCUCGUCCUCUGGCACGGAAUGGGUGACUCGUGCUGCAACCCACUGAGUCUGGGGCGGCUAAUGGAUCUCAUCAAGAAGGAUGUUCCAGGUAUCUACAUCCACUCCAUCAAGAUCGGGAAGGAUGUUGUUGAAGACAUGCUCAACGGUUUCUUCAAGAACAGCAAUGAUCAGAUAUCGGAGGUGUGUGACAUGCUGGCAGACGAUGCCAACCUGGCCAAUGGCUUCAACGCUAUGGGCUUCUCCCAGGGAGGACAGUUCCUGCGAGCUCUGGUCCAGCGGUGUGACAAGGUCAAAGUCCGCAACCUCAUCUCAGUCGGCGGACAACACCAGGGAGUGUUUGGUUUUCCCCGUUGCCCCGGCGACAACUCGACAACCUGUGACGAAGUCCGUCGCCUGUUGAAUAUUGGAGUCUACAACAGCUUUGUCCAAAGCUUUCUGGUGCAGGCUGAAUACUGGCAAGAUCCACUGAAUGAAGCAGAAUACGCAGAGAAAUGUGUCUUUCUGCCUGACAUCAAUCAAGUCAACCGAAUGAACCCGGACUACAAGACGAGAUUAUCUGCCAUCCAAAAACUGGUGUUGGUCAAAUUUGAGCUGGACACUAUGGUACAACCCAAGGAGAGCGAGUGGUUUGGUUUCUACAAGUCUGGCCAGGACAAGGAUGUGUACUCUCUCUACGAGAGUGACAUUUGGACAAAGGAUUUGUUGGGUCUGCAACAUCUGAACUCCACAGGCAAUCUCCUUUUCCUGUCGGCUCCAUUUGACCACCUUCAGUUCACCGACCAGUGGUUCAUCGACAACCUACUGCCGUUCGUCAAAAAUUGAAGACACCCCCAACUAAUACAUACUUAUACUGAGACAGAAAACUAAUUGAACUGAACUGAUAUUUUUAGCUUGUGGAUUGACCUAAUUUGUGUGUGUAUUCAUCAGUGAGCGUGAAAAAAUUAAUAUAAACUGCAUGCCAGUAUACCGGCCCAAAAAGGCAAA
This is a messenger RNA of Geodia barretti, 1356 nucleotides long. NCBI's taxonomy places the organism in Eukaryota, Metazoa, Porifera, Demospongiae, Tetractinellida, Geodiidae. The record is from the annotation of a GenBank genome assembly.